AUGGCAACUCCAUCGGAUCAAACCUACAAGCACAUCAUCCCCCUUGACUUUAACUCAGUGAAGUCGGUGCCGGACUCGUUUGUAUGGCUUCAAUCCAAUACCAUUCAAUCCGACGACGGGUUAUCGAUACCCGUUAUCGACCUCAUGGAUCCAAAUGCCCCGAAACUCAUAGUUGAGGCAUGUGAGACAUGGGGUGUUUUCCAUUUGAAAGACCAUGGCAUUCCAACAAAGAUUAUGGAGGACGUCGAGUCUGAGGCUCGAAAAUUGUUUGAUCUUCCCAUCGACCAAAAACUGAAGGCUGUACGAUCUCCCGAUGGGCAGAGCGGAUACGGAAUCGUCCCAAUGCAGUCCUUGUUUUCCACCUUUAUGUGGCAUGAAGGGCUUACCAUCUUUGGCUCUGCAAUUGAUCAUGCUAAGGUGCUGUGGCCUAAUGACUAUCAACAAUUUUGUGACAUAAUAGAUGAUUAUCAGAGGCAAAUGAAGGCAUUAGCCGAGAAACUAAUGCGCAUCCUCUUCAAAGCCUUGAGCAUUCCUGUAGAAGAUGUGAAUUGGUUUGAUGAUCCAACUAACAGCAGUGGCUGCAAUCUGGCUUUACAGUUGAACUCUUACCCUCCAUGCCCCGAACCAACCCGGACCUUGGGUCUAGCCCCGCACACAGACACCUCCGUUGUAACCAUACUCCAAGCUAAAACCAGCGGUCUCCAAGUCUUCAAAGACGGAGUUGGGUGGAUUCCGGUGGAACCGAACCCCGAUGCACUCAUCGUGAACCUUGGUGAUUUCACCCGCAUUCUAUCCAACGGUCGAUUUAUCAGUGUUCUUCAUCGUGUGGUGGCGAAACCGAUCCAACGCUACUCAAUGGGAUACUUCUUUAGGCCCCCAAUGGAUUUUGAUGUGUCACCACUUCUGUCGAAAGAUUUGGGUCAGGGACAUGUUCCUCGGUAUCGCCCAGUCACAGCAAAGGAGUAUCUUGCUCUGAAGGCCAAGCAUCUUGAAAAAGCAUUUUCUCUCAUUGAAAAUUAG
This is a messenger RNA of Rosa rugosa (rugosa rose), 1020 nucleotides long. RefSeq names its product gibberellin 3-beta-dioxygenase 1-like. Gene Ontology annotation, molecular function: gibberellin 3-beta-dioxygenase activity. NCBI's taxonomy places the organism in Eukaryota, Viridiplantae, Streptophyta, Magnoliopsida, Rosales, Rosaceae. The transcript is spliced from 2 exons. The record is from RefSeq and is a predicted model, not a curated record. Gene Ontology annotation, biological process: response to light stimulus; gibberellin biosynthetic process. Bases 1 to 1020 code for a protein of 339 amino acids.